AUGUAUUCUCAGGUGUAUCAGGAUUUGAAAAAGGCCAAUGCUGUGGAUUUAAGAAAUGGACUGGAGCCUGGCAACGAUCAUGAAAAACUGAUUGGAGAGAUUAAAGAGAGAGGUGAGAAAAUGAUGGAACAGGCCAUGCGCUUUCCGGGAUCCCUGUUGACUCAUGUUGACCCAGAGAACCACCAGGAGCUUGCAUCAUUUAGUUCAGACCUGAUCUUUGAACCACAGUCUUUGGGCCAAGGCGUGACACUGUCCAUAGACUGCAAGAAGGUCUUCAAUAGUGGUCACCUGACGAAAAGUGUUUUACUCCUUCAGAAUAUGAGACCCAUCACAGAUUUAACGGUUCACAGAUGGAGAAUCAGCCUCUCUAAAGACUUUAACUGGACCAUUGGUUUAUGUGACGAGAGCUAUGCACAGGAUUCCAAAUAUGGACAAGUCUAUGGAUUGUGUUGCGAAGGUAACCAGCUCAGCUCCCUCGUGACAGACUGUGAAGUGGCUUCUGCAACAAUGUUUGAUAGAGAUUAUAAUGCAGCUCUGAAAUUUAUGACCUUUGAGCAGCAAACACUAGGUCAGAGGCUCAUCAAAUAG
Messenger RNA from Xyrichtys novacula (pearly razorfish), 588 nucleotides. Lineage: Eukaryota; Metazoa; Chordata; Actinopteri; Labriformes; Labridae. The record is from the annotation of a GenBank genome assembly.